Messenger RNA from Amphibalanus amphitrite, 1924 nucleotides. RefSeq names its product Kv channel-interacting protein 1-like. The transcript is spliced from 3 exons. Gene Ontology annotation, molecular function: calcium ion binding. The record is from RefSeq and is a predicted model, not a curated record. The coding region runs from base 1 to 393 and encodes 130 amino acids. NCBI's taxonomy places the organism in Eukaryota, Metazoa, Arthropoda, Thecostraca, Balanomorpha, Balanidae.
AUGUCAUUGAUUGCCACCGCGAACAACGCCACACUGAGCACCCCACCCUGGGGAACUCCGUUCUCCUGGGACUUUCUUCACGCGCUGUCGCGGGUGUCGCGCGGCACCACCGACGAGAAGGUGCGCUGGGUGUUUGACCUGUACGACCUGGACGGCGACGGGCUCAUCACCAAGCACGAGAUGCAGCUGGUGGUCACCGCCAUCUACGACAUGCUCGGUCGGCACGUGCACCCGCACCUGGACGAGCACGCCGCCAGGAACCACGUAGACACCAUAUUCCACCAAAUCGACGUCAACAAGGACGGCAUGCUGACCCUGGAGGAGCUGCGCCAGUGGUGCGCGCGCGACCCAGACUUCCUGCGCUCGCUCAACAUGCUCGACACGGUUUUAUGACUGGAGCAGUGGCCGGCCGGCGCGGCGCCGACCGGUCACCAGGCUCCCCUGCAGGCGGGCCAUCAGCCGUCCCUGCAGAAGGGCCAUCAGAUAGGCUACCAGACGGACCACCAGCCGGGCCACCAGGCUCCCUUGCAGACCGGCCACCAGCCGGGCUACCACCCGGGCUACCAGGAUCACCAACCAGACUACCACCCGGGCUACCAGGGUCACCAACCAGACUACCACCCGGGCUAUCAGGGUCACCAGCCGGGCUACCAGCCGCCGCUGCCGGUCCGUCACCCUCCACCCGUACCGGCCCGCCAUCCGCUGCCGCCCGCCAGUCACCAGUCGCCCGUACUGACGGACUAUCCGCCCCCGCCGCCCGCCCGCCACCAGUCGCCCGUACUGACGGACUAUCCGCCGCCGCCCGCCCGCCAUCAGUCGCCCGCACUGACGGACUAUCCGCCGCCGCCCGCCCGUCACCAGUCGCCCGUACUGACGGACUAUCCGCCCCCGCCGCCGACCGUAAGAGGAGACCCGGGCUCGGCUGCGCACCAACCAGCGCAUCGGCCCAGUCGAGAGACAGAGGUGUAGCCCCGUGCGCCGUUAUCUCCUAUUCGGGAGAGUUUGUGCGUAUUGUACAGAGAAAAAAAAAACGGUCGACCUGAGGGGAUUGUGUUAGGUGACAUUGACAUUGCUGUCGGGGUAUAAAAGGAUGCCGUUAUAGAUGACGACGCUAUAUGAUUGCCAAAGUGUUACGUUACUCGUAACUAUAUUAUGGAGUGAAUAGCACAUAUGUAUAUGUACAUACAUUAUGCAUAGAUACAUUAGAGUGAUAUAAAUUAUAACACAACUUAUUGGAAUGAUAGGCCAAGCGUCCCUCUGAGGCGUUCUACAGAGGUCACCCUUACCCUUCCAAUGUCUGCCUAGUUGAUAAAGAACGGUCAUAAAACAAAUUUUGAAAAUGUGGCUUCCUCAAUGUCCAUCGGGUCAUGUCGUGGCUUGGCUUUAAGAACAUGCGGCAUUACGUUGAACUUCAACAUCGAAGUUCAAGGCAGCAUGUUUUAGGUUUAGCACGAUUUGUUGCAUGUAAGUUGUAGAAAUUAAAAAUUAUUUAUAUGGAAACAUUUGAUAGCAAAAUGCUACAUAAGUAACACAAAUAUUUCCCAUCCUAAAGCAAGAAAUCGAGUACUGCCUGGUCAUUUUCUGACUAGAUAAUAAAAGUUGUUUUUUUUUUGUGCAUCCAAAACGCUGUUGUCAAUGUCAUGACUCUUAUUCUUAGCAUUUCGACAUAAACGAUUUAAUCGUUAGGAGAGCUAUCAGCAACUAUCUGCUCAACCCUAGCUGAAUCAGUCUCCUUCCGCGCUCACGGUUGUAUGAUGUUAUAAGGUGUCCAUCCUCGAUUUUAUGAUGAAACCUUGCUCGAUUGCGACUGUAUGUACGAUAUCGUUAAGCGUUAAUGUAUACAUAUUGAACUCCGAAAUGCACCAUGCACUCUAUAAAUGACAUGACAUGAAGAGUGAAACUAAAUAAACUGGUAGUACCGACU